AUGAGGAGCAUAUUGGAAGAGUCGAUGCUGGAAAGGCGCAGCAUGCCUCUCGAAAAUCGUCCGCGACUUCCCCGCAUACCCCUUAGCAAGCGCAAUCGGGCUGUCGUGCGAGCUCUUAACCCAAUGCUGGUGACCUAUUUGGAAGCCAGCCGGAAUCUUUGCGAGAUGGACUCAACUCUUUUUGGCGCCGCACUGGCAGUAUGCCGUAUUCUGGGUGCCAAACUUCCCAUUUCUGGACGUGCUACUCAACAAAGUAGCGCCAUCACAGCCUGGAGAAAAAUAAUCGAAGACCAUAUCGCAAAGGCAAGAGCCCUUAUCGGCAGACUGACAAGCUUCAGGUCGGCCGAUAUCAAGCAGAAACUAACGGAGCGCAUAGAUGACCUGAAGCAAAAAAUCGCUGCUUGGCGAAAGCGGAUUCGACGAUUUAGCGAGAGGUCAAGGUGGUUUAACCAGAAUCGUCUCUUUCAGAGUGAUCAGAAGAGGCUCUAUAAAUCAUUGGAGCGACAAGAGGUAUAUGGAGCGGGCCCAGGACCGGAUCAGGCUGACACUGUCGCAUUUUGGCGUGGCCUGUGGUCAGAGCUCGUAAACCACAACGAGGGCCCUUGGAUGGAAGUUGUAGCGAGCCAGAGUGCAAGUGUUACGCCUGUGGACCCCAUCACCAUAACGCCUGAAAACGUGGCUGAGGCGGUCUGUAGGGCCUUGACUGUACAGUUCGAGAUUUCCUCGGAAUAA
Parnassius apollo (apollo) is the source of this 732-nucleotide messenger RNA. Lineage: Eukaryota; Metazoa; Arthropoda; Insecta; Lepidoptera; Papilionidae. The record is from the annotation of a GenBank genome assembly.